This is a messenger RNA of Vidua chalybeata, 3568 nucleotides long. It is a transcript of the gene ANPEP, whose product is annotated as alanyl aminopeptidase, membrane. Bases 398 to 3382 code for a protein of 994 amino acids. Gene Ontology annotation, molecular function: peptide binding; metalloaminopeptidase activity; zinc ion binding. The record is from RefSeq and is a predicted model, not a curated record. Gene Ontology annotation, cellular component: cytoplasm. Gene Ontology annotation, biological process: proteolysis; peptide catabolic process. The transcript is spliced from 21 exons. Lineage: Eukaryota; Metazoa; Chordata; Aves; Passeriformes; Viduidae.
GCAGCCCGGGCAGGGCCGCCCGCGGGGCCCGGGAAGCGGCAGCAGGGCGGGCGGGACCCCGCUGGCCCCGGCGGAGCGGAGCGCAGGAAGGGCCAGGCCAGCGCUGGGGAAGGACGCCGGGGGUCCAGGCCCACAGCCCGUGCACACUCCCUGAUGGUGCCACCCCCCACCGCCAGCUCUGCCCCUGCAGCAGCAGCGGUGCCGGGAAUUCGUGCUCCUGCCAGGCUGGGGGGCGGGCGGGGGGAAAGCUCAUCCCAGGGUCUGUCGCCGCCCUGAACCCCAUGGCCACUUAAUACUUCACCCAUUAACUUGGACUAAUAAACCUCGUGGGAGCGAGAGGCUAAAAGCCGUGCUUGCACCAGCGCCGUCUCUGCCAGUGCCACUCCUGCUACCCGCCAUGGCAGGCGGCUUCUUCAUCAGCAAGACCGUGGGCAUCGUGGCCAUUGUGCUGGGCCUGGGCGCUGUGGCCACCAUCAUUGCACUCUCGGUGGUGUACGCCCAGGAAAAGAACAAGGGGGCAUCAGAUGUGGGUACCAGCACCACGGCCAGCCCUGGCACCAGCGCCACGGCCAGCCCUGGCACCAGCACCACGGCUAGCCCCGGCACCAGCACCACGGCCAGCCCCGGCACCAGCACCACGGCCGGCCCCGGCACCAGCACCACCACCCCUGCCUCCAACAACCCCUGGAACCGGUGGAGGUUGCCGAACACACUGAAGCCGGAGUUCUAUGAGGUGUCCCUGCAGCCCUUCCUGAAGCCCGAUGCCAACAACAUGUACAUCUUCAAGGGCAACAGCAGUGUGGUCUUCAUGUGUGAGAAGGCCACCGACCUCAUCCUCAUCCACAGCAAGAAGCUGAACUACACCAUGCAGGGCUCCUUCCAUGCCACCUUGCAGGCAGAGGGUGGUGGCAAUGCCCCUGCCAUCUCCCGCACCUGGCUGGAGACUCCCACCCAGUACCUGGUGGUGCAGCUGGACGCUCCCCUGCAGCAGGGCCAGCGGUACCGGCUGUCCAGCAGCUUCACCGGGGAGCUGGCCGAUGACCUGGCUGGCUUCUAUCGCAGCGAAUACACGGACGAGUCAGGCAACAAGCAGGUGGUGGCCACCACGCAGAUGCAGGCGGCUGACGCACGCAAAGCUUUCCCCUGCUUCGACGAGCCGGCCAUGAAAGCCAACUUCACAGUGACGCUGAUCUACCCCUCCAGCUAUGGGGCCAUUUCCAACAUGCCUGCCAAAAACACCGGUGAGCAGGUGAUUGAUGGAGAGACCUGGAAGGUCACUGAGUUUCACACCACUCCCCGGAUGUCCACGUACCUUCUGGCCUUCAUUGUCAGCCGGUUCAAAGCUGUGGAGAGAUCAGAGAAGACACUGAUUCGCAUCUGGGGCCGCCCCAAAGCCAUCGCUGAGGGCCAGGGCGACUACGCUCUCAAUGUCACUGGCCCCAUCCUCAGCUUCUUUGAGGACCACUACAACACGCCCUACCCGCUCCCGAAGUCUGACCAGGUUGGCCUCCCCGAUUUCAAUGCGGGCGCGAUGGAGAACUGGGGGCUGGUGACCUACCGGGAGAACUCGCUGCUCUUCGAUGCUGCGUACUCCUCCAUUGGCAACAAGGAGCGGGUGGUGACCGUCAUCGCCCACGAGCUGGCACACCAGUGGUUUGGGAAUUUAGUGACGCUGCGGUGGUGGAACGACCUGUGGCUGAACGAGGGCUUCGCCUCCUACGUGGAGUACCUGGGUGCUGACUUCGCUGAGCGCUCCUGGAACAUUAAAGACCUGAUGGUGCUGAACGAGCUGCAUGCGGUGAUGGCGACAGACGCCCUGGCCAGCUCCCACCCGCUCUCCUUCCGUGAGGAGGAGAUCAACACCCCAGCCCAGAUCAGCGAAGUCUUCGAUAGCAUCUCCUACAGCAAGGGAGCAUCGGUGCUGCGGAUGCUCUCGAGCUUCCUUGGUGAGGAAAUCUUCAAGAAGGGGCUGCAGUCCUACCUCCACACCUUCUCCUACAACAACACCGUCUACACUGACCUCUGGGUCCAUCUGCAAGAGGCGGUGAACAAGAACAACGUCCAACUGCCUGACAGUAUCAGCAACAUCAUGGACCGCUGGACGCUGCAGAUGGGCUUCCCUGUGGUGACUGUUGACACCCAGAGCGGCACCGUCAGCCAGACCCAUUUUCUGCUGGAUCCCACAUCUUCUGUGGACAGACCCUCUGUCUUCAACUACACCUGGAUCAUCCCCAUCACCUGGAUGACAGACAGUGGCCCUGGGAACGGCAUCUACUGGCUGACCAAAGUCACAGCCACCAACAACGACUUCAGGCUCAACAGCCCCAGCUGGCUCCUGCUGAACCUCAAUGUCACUGGGUACUUCCGUGUCAACUACAACCAGGAGAACUGGGAUCAGCUCCUCAAGCAGCUUGACACUAACCACAUGGUCUUCCCUGUGAUCAACCGUGCCCAGAUCAUUGACGACGCCUUUAACCUGGCCAGGGCCAAGCACGUCAGCGUGACCUUGGCUCUGAACACGACACGGUUCCUGAGCCACGAGACGGAAUACAUGCCCUGGCAGGCAGCGCUCAACAGCCUCCAGUACUUCCAGCAGAUGUUUGACCGCAGCGAGGUCUUUGGGGCCAUGUCGAAAUACAUGCGCAAGCAGGUGACCCCUCUCUUCAACUACUACAAGGAAAGCACCAAUAACUGGAAGGAACUCCCCAUUGGCCUGAUGGCCCAGUACAACGAGGUCAAUGCCAUCAGCACCGCCUGCUCCUACGGUGUCACUGAUUGCCAGAAUCUGGCCACCGACUACUUGCACCAGUGGCAGAAUGGCUCCACCAACCCGGUCCCCGCGAACCUGCGCUCAGCCAUCUACUGCAGCAUGGUGGCCACGGGCGGGGAGGAUGCCUGGAACUUCCUCUGGGAGAAGUUCAAGGAGGCCCAUGUGGUGUCUGAGGCUGACAAGCUCCGCACAGCCCUCUCCUGCAGCCCCCACCCCUGGAUCCUCAACCGGUACCUGCAGUACACCCUCGACCCCACAAAGAUCCGGAAGCAGGAUGCCACCUCCACGAUCAACAGCAUUGCCAGCAACGUCGUGGGCCAGUCCCUGGCCUGGGACUUCAUCCGUGGCAACUGGAGGACGCUCUUCACCCAGUAUGGGGGCGGCUCCUUCUCCUUCUCCCGCCUGAUUUUAGCUGUGACCCAGCGCUUCUCCUCAGAAUUUGAGCUGCAACAGCUGGAGCAGUUCAAGAAGGACAACCAGGACAUCGGGUUUGGGUCGGGGACACGGGCGCUGGAGCAGGCGCUGGAGCGGACCCGCGCUAACAUCAACUGGGUGAAGGAGAACCAGGCCACGGUGCUGGACUGGUUUGAGAACGCGAUCAAGAGCAGCUAACAGGCGCCUGCACUUCCCUGGCCACCAGGACGGGCCCUCGGCCACUCCCUCACUCCAUCCCCCCGCACUGCCAGGGAGGGGCUGACGCCUGGAUGAUGGGCACUGGGAACUUGGGGGGCUUGGCGGGGGGGAGGUCGGGCUGGUGUGCUCUGGGCUGUAAAUAAAAACUUGCCCGGUUUCCAGGGG